Esox lucius (northern pike) is the source of this 2475-nucleotide messenger RNA. RefSeq lists its product as uncharacterized. The transcript has 2 exons. NCBI's taxonomy places the organism in Eukaryota, Metazoa, Chordata, Actinopteri, Esociformes, Esocidae. The record is from RefSeq and is a predicted model, not a curated record. The coding region runs from base 853 to 2025 and encodes 390 amino acids.
CUCAAAAUGAAUGGAAAAUGAAAUCCCAAUAUACCUUAAAAAUGUUGUUGUGAUGAUAUAGGAUGUGUCCUAGUUAGGUAUACCCACACUGUGUACUUGGUGAUCUGGGGUGUGUAGAUAAUACAUUUAAAAUAUCUGUGAAUCUAGUAAUGUUAUCCCGAAUGGAACACUUAGAUUACAAGUUGAAUCAUGUUAAUAGAACAUAGACAUUCAUCAAAUUCAAAGGAGGGUCAUUAUUUUAGUUUUUGGUGGUGGAUUUGCCCUUACUGAUCUUAUGUCCAAUUGUCUUGUGGGGGGUGAUGGGCUUUAUCCUCUCCCCAAUAAUAUGACAUGAUGGAUUACCUUUUAUUGCAAUACUUCAGACCCCACCCAAAAGGAUCCCAUUCAUAGUCCACCAAAAUGCUGCAUAUUCCUAUGUCUUACAGAAACAUUUGAGUUACAUUUGAGAGUUGCAGAAAUACUACUUUGGGAAACUGUGAUGAAGAGAGACUGACUGUGACUCCUUAGAUAACAUCUGUGUUGUGUGCAAAUUUUUUAUGCUUGUCUGAAUUAUUUUUUAUGGGUAGAUGAAAUCUACCACUGGGAAAAACAAGCCUAUUGUGAUGUCAUAACCAGUGUUCAUGGAACCUGAAUGGAUCACAACAUGAUGUUAUUACGUUAAUUACCAUUAUGACAUCACUAGUUGCUAUGAAUACGUGUCAUAAUGGCUGCCUCCUUAUAUAAGUCGUAUAAAUCACUUUUCAUUCAUUCCUUAUAUUGCUUACGGGAGCAGCAAAGUAUUUUGUGUUUAUUUUUUACCUUGACUAAAACUCAAGACGAGGAUUAGACUGAGUAGACCUGCUUUAAGCUCAGAUGGGUCAAAUUCAGAGCCCAAUUGUCCCCAAGAGGCAAUCUGAGCAUAUUGAGGAGGAUGUUCAAGUGCAGAAGAAGAAGAAGAAGAAGAAGAAAAGCCAUCCGAUUGUGGCUGCCUUCCAGUUUCUUUUAAUGCUGUCCUGUUGUGGAAUCAACUGUGAUGAAAGGGAAGAUAAUCACGCUAACUCUGAAAAUGUAAAUGAGAACCAGAGCAGAGAAACCUUGUCUUUUUCCUCUGUUAAGUUUAGAUCUUCCUCAGACAGAAAAAAGCCACCAGACCGUGAUUUUGAAAAGUUGAACAAGAAAUCUUCCGAAUCAACAUGUCCAGAGUCCUCCAGAAGAAAGAAAAGAGAUCGGCGGAAACCAGACCCAGAAAAGGCCAGACUGUCUAAGGACAAGAACAGAGGAUCAACCAGAUCUAAAAAAUUAGGUCAUCCUGGUGGAAACAAAACUCAAGUUGAGGAGAUCAGCAUUUCCCCAGAGUUGUUUCCAAACAGGCCUGUCACCAAGCCUCCUAGCAACGUAUCCGUCUGGUCAACAGUUUCAGUGUCCGUACAUUCUCCCAAGACUCUCCAAACCUCAGCUUUAACCUCAUGCCAAUCUGGCACAUCACUGUCGUCAGUGCAGACGUACACAUGUUCCACGGACUGUUCAUUGGACUGGCAGGUGUUGCCAGGUGUGCCAUCCCUAUCGUUUCCAGGAGAUGAGAGAGGCAAAACCACUGGUGAGAAACAAGCUGGCAGCACAUUUAGACAAUGUUUGAUAACCAUUAUUUCAGAAGAUUCCAGCACAACGGACUCAGAUGACAUCUCAAGUGACAUCCCACCCAGCUCUCUGACGUCAGUGAUUAGCUACCCCUGGUCAGAACUGUCAAGUCCUGAUCUGAGCAAAGUUGGAAAGGAGACUCUCAUCGCUGGUGUACCUAAAACGGCUGAUGAGAGUGAUCAAGACCACAACAGCACCAUCAGAGAUCUGAACCCUACCAGGGGUGGUCAGAGCAGGUCAGAAAUUGAUACCAACCCUUCUGCCAAAGAAAGCACGACUGAGGGUGACGCCGCUGAAUAUAAACAGGACCCGAGCUCUAGCAGGCACACUACUCCUGAAAACCUGAGGCUGGAGGAACUGGAGAAGGAGGUUUCUCUGAGGGACAUCUCUGAUGAUCAAGCAACCUAACAAUCCACCCAUCAAUUCAUCCAGCUAGUCAGCAACCCUCAAUUUGACUAGCAAGCUAUCCAACUCAUUAGUCUUUAACUUAGGACACAGCAGUCCUAAUCAUGAUCCUGCAGAAGACCUAAUAAUCUAAUCCCAUCAGUCUGAAUUACUAAUAAAUCAAUGUUAGCAUAAAAUAUAGCCGUUGAUGUGAUUCUGUAUUAGUGUAAGAUAAGUGUUGAGCUUCAGGACAGAUGGGUUUAUAUAAAACAGUGAAGCUGGUGACAGGGAGAAGAAACCCAAUUAGGUUGCCAUAGCCCACUUACAGAGCAGAAUAUGAAGGGAAUAUACACUGCUCAAAAAAUGUAAGGGAACACUUACAUCACAUAUCAGGUCUCGAUAACUAAAUAUAUUAAAGAUCCAAAUCGUUACUGUGCAUUGUGUAAUUUGUUGAGAACGAAAUGAUGUAACAAC